Molecule: messenger RNA, 1020 nt
Organism: Meloidogyne enterolobii
Lineage: Eukaryota; Metazoa; Nematoda; Chromadorea; Rhabditida; Meloidogynidae
Source: the annotation of a GenBank genome assembly
AAAAUGACAGAAGAUUUACCAAUGGAUUCCCCUCCUUCAUCACUACCCCAAACUCCCCCAUCUCAUACAGGCACAGUGCCCCGUUCGGGCUCUCCAAUCCCGUCAGAUUUGCGGCAUCGUGUCCCAGCCAUAUUUGGUGGGCAUCCCCCUUCUUUUAUGGAAAAGAGACGAAGUUCUAUAGUUAUGGGGCAGCGUUCUGUAGACUUACUCAUGGAACAGCCCGGCGAACCUAUGCCUCGUUUUGUUAUUUUUAUCAUUAAAUGCUAUCGGAGAUGGGGUUAUUUCAUUGCUGAUCAUAGUUUAAAGGCAAUUCUCAUUUGUGUAUUAAUCAGUCUUGUUUGCCUUUAUUUUGUAUUGACAACAAAGCAAGAGAAUGAUAUUACUGGUUAUUCUCCAUAUGGAGCAAGAGCUAGACAAGAAUUUACUCGUUAUCAAGAAUUUUUCUCUCAUGAUGGACCGGGUAUUACUGUUUAUAUUUUUGCUUUAGCUAAGGAUGGGGGAAAUAUGCUCAGGGAAAGAUACCUCAAUGAAACAGUUGAAAUUUUAAAUUUGGCAAAUGAAAAUGUAACUUUACAACAAAAUGGCCAUAACAAAAGUUUUGCUCAAUUUUGCCGCAGUUUUUGUAAAAUUAACGAGCCUGUUAGGGGCUUUUAUAAUGGCUUUCGACUUCAAUUAGAAUCUAUAGCUAUGGGAAAUAAACCAAAUUCAAGAAUUAAAUUAAAUUAUCCAAAGUCUCAAAUUCUUGGACACACUUUUACUUUACAACAAAGCUUUUUUGGUGUUGAACGUUAUAAUUAUACAAAUGAAAUUGAAGAUAAAAAUAAUUUUAAUUUAACAGCUGCAUUACUUAAAGUAAAAGCUGAUGAAGAGGAGGAAGAAAAUAAAAAUAAAACAAAUAUUUUAAUAAAACAAAAAGAAUCGAAGAAAAAUAGAACUGGAAGGGAUAUUGAAAAUGAUAAUAUUUUAAAUUUAGAAAAUAAUUCAACGACUAAAAUUACAAAUAUAAAAUCGGUUAUUUAA